Messenger RNA from Haplochromis burtoni (Burton's mouthbrooder), 1362 nucleotides. RefSeq lists its product as uncharacterized. The record is from RefSeq and is a predicted model, not a curated record. NCBI's taxonomy places the organism in Eukaryota, Metazoa, Chordata, Actinopteri, Cichliformes, Cichlidae. The transcript is spliced from 4 exons. Bases 888 to 1142 code for a protein of 84 amino acids.
CAAGGUAGAAAUAAUAAAGUCAUUCAGCCUCUUCCGCUGAAUCCUGAAACUGUGACGCUGGUUUGGUUUGAUGAGUCAUCUCUGCCGGGAGCCGAGGACCAAUCAGGAGUCCUGAUUCUGUCAGAAACUGACAAACCUGCCCCCCGAGGUUUCUUCCUGUCAGAUGGGGAUUCUUCCUUUCCACUGUUGACUGUUUGUUGGGGUUUCUCUGUAUGACUGGAGGCUCUUUACCUUACAGCGUCUCACGGUGACUGUUGUGAUUUGACGAAUGUUGUAAUGAUUUUAAUGGUGAACAGACCUCAUCACACUUGAUUCAGCCACACCUGAAACAGAAAGCCACCAUCAAACCGUUCGUUCCAUACAGCCUGACCAGAGGAGUCGCCCCGCGGGGGUCCGGCAUGCUUCAGCUCGAGCUGUGCUCGGCACCGUGCAGCUCCAUGCGUUGGGUCCUCGUCUCCACAGGUGGGGAUGUACCACAGGUGGCAGAGAGCAGUGGUCUGUGGACACCACCUGGGAACCCUGCUGCUGCACCUGUGCAGGUGAGAUGAGUGCUCUCUGCUUGGACAGACUGAGUGUGGGUUGUGCUGUGACUGUGUGAGGUGGUGACUGCUGCAGAGCAACAGGAAGUUAAAGAGAUUCACCAGGAUGGCUGAGGGAGGGGUGGAGGGAGGAGAGGAGGUGUCAGAUAAUGAGGAGUGACCGUGUUUGAGUGUGAGCGCAGAGAGCCCGCCGAGGGCGACACACAGCAACGCCAUCACCUCCAUCCUCCACCACCAUGCCAGAGCUCACGGUCCCGGAUUUAUCCGUGUGAUGUGAGGAGCCUCGGUAUAAGCAAACUAAGUGACGGUUGUGGAUCCUGUAGGUCAGCAAACCCACCCUGAACCACCAUGACCAGCGUCAACUCUCCAGCCUGCGUGCUCGCCCGAAACCACUUCUACCGAAGUCUACCGCCGAGUCCAGAACCCACCAAGCCCGCACGCGGCUGUCAGGACAAGCAGAGACUGCCCACGCUUUGGGUUACCGUGGAAACAGCUCCAGGACUGCCGGGUCUCGUGGGAACCAAAGGAUUAUGGGUCAGCAUCAUCCUCAGCGCUUCUUCCUCCUCCUCCACCUCCAAACCAAGCAACCACAGAGCCAAGUAGAUGAAACAAGCGCACCUCACCCUGCAGGUCGUUCCUGUGAACGUCCACUCUUAAUAACAGGGCGGCGAUCCCCCGGGGACAAGCUCCUCCCCUGAGUUCACCGUAGCAGGAAACGAACCACAUGUCGUGUCCAAAUUCAUGGGCUGCAUCCUCUUGAGGACCCGGCCUUCGCGGUCUACAUGGGCGGGUCCUCAGAAGGUCGGGUAGGCCGGAAGUACGA